AUGUCACUGGGCGAUUACAGAGCCAAGAUUCCACACCACUUCAAAUCAAAUACCAACAAUGCUCCGAGUUCGGGAAGUGGCCGUACUGAGAACAACCAGACAACGGGCCAUGGAGCGCAGCCUACAGAGCAAGCUCAGGCAACGACGAAAGGCCCAUCCAAAGGAUUCGUCGACAUUGUCGAGUAUCACACCGCAGGACUGGGCGGUCGAGUGGUCAAUUUGUACCCGACUUCAAGGUUUAUACCACGCCAGAGCUUGAAAAAGAAGACAAACUACCAGGUCGAAGACCACGCCGUUAUCCUGCGUCGCACAUGGGUGGAGAGAAAUGGUGUCUCAGUCCCUGUAUCCUUUGAUCUGGAGAUUCACUCCGAGCCACUUUGCGUCGCUUUCCGGAAAAUCGCCACACGGACUUACGAGAGCGCGGACCUCAAGGCGUUCCCCAUCAAGAUCAGCACCCCGUUUAUGGAGUUGUUCUUCUACCGUGAUGAGAUCCGGAAGCUCUCUGAGGAUAAGAAUAUCGAUGAAGAUCUUCGGCGUGAUGCCAAGGCCCUCGAUCAGUUUGUACGUGACCCGGAAUCUGUCAUGGCCAGCAUCCUUCAAGACCAUGACCGAUAUUCGCCAAAGAAGCAGGUUGUUAACGACAUAAUUUGGACAAUCUAUCGGCCAAACAGCCUGCUUGUCUUCAACAAAGGCUCGAUCCAAGAAUGCUGGAUUUGUCGCAAUGUCGCCGAGAAGAUCAUAGAAAGAAUGACCUUCUGGGAGAUCACUGGACUACGAAUCGACUCUAAUGGCAGUUCUCCAGGUCUUUCCAAGCAGCGGCUUUACAUUCCACUGACUGGAAUGCACCCUAUGAAGAUCUCGGGACUAUCACUGAUGCCCGCUGAGAGCUAUCCACAAUGGGACUCUCUCAAAAGCACAUUGCAAGCGAGGUCACAGAAACUUCAGAGGAUUCUGGGUUCCAAUUUUUCCUCUUUUAUGUGUCAGAGCUACAAUGGGGCUGCGUGGAAGAUGCGUCAAGACAAGUUCGUGGACAUAGAAGGGUGCAACCCUACGAUGCAUGACAAACAGAUCGACGAGCGUGUCAUGGUGGACUUUAAGGCCUAUGGAGAUGAGAAUACCUUGUCCCCUCUGGAAGAUCUGGAACGUAACACCGAAAAGCCCAAAAAAGGAAGAGGUGCAAGAGCCACAGGAAGGGGUUGGAUACCCGCCAAGAGGAACCUAACACCCAAAACCAAACGGCGUGGCAACAAUGACAGCUCUAGUUCGGAUUCAGACUCCGAUGCCGACAGAAGGCUGGAAUAUUCCCGGGAUAUCAUGGCACUGACGGGAUUGCGGACUUCGAAGCCACAUACUACCGAAACCACACAGAAAGAAACAGACAUCGAGCCUGAUCUGGAGACAUUCGAAGGGAUUGCAGAAGCUGUUUGGAGAAUCUUCCAGGUUUCAACGGAUGAACUUAUGCUCACAUUCCCGGCUCUGGUUCCUGCAUUCGGUCUCAAAUGUAAAAAAUGGUGGUGGGUUCUCAGCGAUCAAGUGCAAAAUGUGGUAUGGAAUAUGGCAGCGUUUGGAUCCCUUCAGCAGGACAAGGUGACAAAGGAACUGGUGCAAGCAUUGGUCAAAGGACACAAAAGCAACAAUCACGUCAUCUUUGACGAUGUGAUCGCUGGAAAAGGACAGGGGCUGGUAUUCCUUCUUCACGGAAAGCCCGGCCUGGGGAAAACUCUCACUGCUGAGAGUGUAGCAGACUAUCUUGAGCGGCCUUUGUAUGCCAUUUCAGGGGGUGAAUUGGGCACCGAAGUCAGCGCUGUCGAGGAGCAGCUCGAAAGGAUUUUCAAUUUGGCCAAGCGAUGGAAUGCUGUCACGCUUCUUGACGAAGCCGAUGUCCUCCUAUGCAAGAGAAGUUCCGCGGAAAUGGAUCGCAAUGCUAUCGUCGCCGUAUUUCUCAGGAUGCUUGAAUACUUCCAGGGCGUGCUAUUCCUCACAACCAACAGGAAGCAGGACUUCGAUGAUGCGUUUAAGUCUCGCAUUCACGUCACUAUCUCGUAUCCCAAGCUGAGUCCGGACGCAAAGAGCCGCAUCUGGGAGAGCUUGAUCAAUACAAACAAGUCUGUCGAGGUUGACGAGUCGUGGACAAAAGACAUCUACAAUGCGCUGGGCCAACUGAAUUUGAACGGACGUACGAUCAAAAACAUUCUGAGGACUGCGGUUGCCUACGCGAACUCUGAGGGGAAGAAGCUGGGCGCUCGACAUGUUUUGGCUAUUCUGCGGACAGAGCUGCGAAAUGGCGAUGAAGAUUCGAAAGACGAUGAAGACGAGCUGAGUGACGAAGUGAGUCCUGUCUUGAGGGAGUUACACACUAUUCUGGGAGUUCCUUUUCGAUUUGAUUGA
Molecule: messenger RNA, 2388 nt
Organism: Neurospora crassa OR74A
Lineage: Eukaryota; Fungi; Ascomycota; Sordariomycetes; Sordariales; Sordariaceae
Exons: 6
Coding region: 1-2388 (795 amino acids)
Molecular function (GO): ATP hydrolysis activity; ATP binding
Source: RefSeq, a predicted model, not a curated record